CCGAUUCACGUUUAUUUUGCUCGUUAAUGAAAAGUGUCACUGGUAAGUAUAUACAGUAAUAUCUUAAUCAUUUAAUAGGGUUAUUCCCUCACUUCCAAACGACAUAUAAUCAUUUUCUUCGCGCUUCAUUAGUGUAACGUUCAUCGUGUCUUUCUGAAAUGCACUCAGCAGCUUGGACAAGUUUUAAUUGCAGUGUCGGAAGUGGCAGACAAAGACAUCUCCGCCUCGCCUUUAGUGCUGCUUUUGGCGUGGAUAAAACAGAGCUAUAACUUCAGAGCGCGCUUAUGUGUCACCAUUUAUGUCAUCCAUAUUCAACACUCUGGUACUCGUGGUCUCAUUUGCAUACGUGCUCAUUGCAGGGGAAAAAUAUCUGUAAUGAGACGUUGUAAAUCAUGUUUAUGACUUGGUUUAAAAGUCAUAAAGUGAAAAUAUAUGGUCAUAUAUCAUUUCAUAUACCUGAGUUAUCAUAGUGAAAUUAGUUUUUUUAGAUGAACUUUUUUGCCAUUGUUUCAAUCAAUUUGUUUUCUUUUUUUCAGAACUCUGCUCCCGAGGGCACCUCAGCAGCCGCGACCGACUCGGUCCAAGCGAAUAACUCUCGGACCGCGUUUUUCGUCGAGUCUGUAUCUCAUUUUUUAUUUAAUUAUUAUACAUCAUCUCACAUAAAGCAAUUACACACAGACAGACGUGGAACAACGCAGUUUUCACAAUUUGUAACAUACACUCUCACGUUAACCGAAGCAUAAAAUUGUUGUAAAGUUCGUUGCCUGAAAAACUUAGCAAUGGGGAUCUGUCGUUUCUUUAAUUUAUAAUUCUAUUUGCAUGGUUAGAUAUCUGACAUCAACAAUCACUUUUUGAUACCCAUCAACGAGGUAUCCUCUUAUAAGUUAUACCUACUUGAAGGUUCCUAUCAACAAAAUACGGCAAUGGACGAUCCUGAUUUUGAAAUAAACCCAAACCAAGAAAUGCCUGGAAUUAACAAUAAAAACAUUCGUGCCUUGGAGGAAUGCAAAGAAAAAUGUACUGUUAAUAAUGGCAAUUCUAAAGACGAACAUGAAAAGCUCAUAGAUCCUGUAGUCUGCAAAAUCAAUGGUUCCCCGAGGAACUCGGUUAAAUUAGAUUCUCAUACCACAGAUUUGAGUCCCUGCAUGAGUACAUGUACGGAUACAGUUUCCGGGAAAAGUAAUUCGAUGUUUGAUGUUUUAAGCUCAACACGUUGCUAUUCAUCUGACAAUAUUUCGCCAAAGAAUUGCUGUUCUGCAAGGAAUUUGCACUUGGUGAAAAAUGAAAAACAAAAUUCGGAAACACUGCAUUCAGAAAUACAGUCCUCGGAGUACGGCUCUCUUAGUUUAAAAUACGCAAUUAAUACAUUACCUAAUAGUCCCAAUCAUAGCUCUAAUGCUGAGACAGAACACCACAACCGUCCUCUAAACUCCACCCAACAUAAUUUAAAAAAACAAACCCACACUCGCACUGACGGUCACAUGGACGAUAAAGAAGCUGGCAGAAAUUCUUCUUCCCCGAGCGAAGAAGUUAUGGCCCCAGACAACAGCGUCCGGGAAGUGACGUCGCCGCGGGGUGCAUGUGUGAGAGGAGAGCACCCAGGCUGGGCUCUGUGGCGCGGUCCUUUGCGGGGUGCCCACCUUGUGGUAGCGCCUAUGGUCGACGCUUCAGAGCUGCCCUGGAGACUUUUGUCGCGGCGCUACGGAGCGGAGCUGUGCUACACGCCCAUGCUGCAUUCCGUGGUGCUCGUGCGGGAUGCCCGCUACAGGAGAGACAAUCUCCAGUCUUGUGAGCAAGACCGACCACUCAUUGUUCAAAUCUGCGGCAACGACCCGGCGACGGUUGGCGAAGCCUGUCGCCUCGUGUCGCCACACUGUGAUGCCGUCGACAUCAACCUAGGCUGCCCUCAGGCAAUCGCCCGCAAGGGACGAUACGGGGCCUUCCUCAUGGACCACUGGGAUCUUGUGCAUAACAUCGAAGCCGUCGACGUGCCGGUGUUCGCUAACGGCAACAUCCAAUACAAGGCAGACGUUGAGCGCUGCCUCGCCGCGACCGGCGCUCAGGGCGUCAUGAGUGCAGAAGGCAACCUCCACAAUCCCGCCAUAUUUGCUGACCCCAGCCUCUUCCCUGGUUCCGCACCAACUGUAUGGCAGAUGGCGCUGGAGUAUCUGCAGCUGGCCGAGGAGCAUCCAUGUCCUCUGAGCUACAGUCGAGGCCAUCUUUUCAAGCUUCUUCAUCACUGCUUCAGCAUGGCCGAGAACAGCGACAUUCGUCAGACGGUGAGCAGGUGCAGCUCCGUGGCGGACAUGCAGAACGCAGUGCAGCUCCUGAAGGAGAGGAUGACGCCGUACGUGACUGGUCAGACGUCGUGGGUUCCUGAGAACAACUACUUGGAGCAGCUGCCGCUACGGCCGUGGUUGUGCCAGCCUUACGUCCGCACAUCGCCGGCCGAACACGCACGGCGCUGUAGGGAAGGUCAACUCAAAGCUCAACAGCGGCAAGAAAUCAUGAGUGGUAUUGAAGGCAAGAGAGCGCUUGAAUGCGACGACUUCGAAGAGAAGGAAGCUGACUUGCUUCUUAGAAGUGGUGCUUUUGGAACCUUGUCCAAAAAGAAAGCUAAGAAGCUUUUACGAAACCCGCGAAAAAAGUUCUUGGGGUCUAAUUCUGAGACCGUCAACUUGUGCAUUUGUCGGAGUCCGCGGGGGGGGAAGUGCGAGUACGAACUGUGCAAGGCUUGUUGUAAAGGCAAGUGUUAUACAGACAAUUUAGACUGUACAGGACACCGAAUUUGGGUGAAAACCAAUCGACGAAAAGCAUCUAGUUUGCCUCCAUCUACAUCCAAACUGCAACCAACUACAGCAGAUGAAAAUGUCUUAUUCGCACCAGCCCUUAAUAGCAGUGAAAAUAUCAGAUAAAGAAAGAGCGCCUCAUCAAAUAUUUCAUCUUCUGACAAACAACCAGUAUUUUGCAAAGAUCGUCUGUGCAAUCUUAAUUAUAUCGUAGGAUGCGGCAGAUAAAUUACAGACAAAUAAUUGUAAAGAAUUUUUAUUUACAAAGAAUUUUGAGAAACGUGAUAAAAUUCAACUGUUCGAUAACUUACAAAGCCAACUUAAUUUUCGCUUCACUUGUCAACACAUUUUGCAUUGAUUUAUAAGCCUGGCAACUGCACAUACUUUGACGAGUAUUUAAACAAUUUAAUUGUAUUCAGGAUGAUUGACCAAGGGCAGCAGCAACAUUCUGUUCCACUUGCUGCUGACUGCGUAAUAAUUCCUUGCAUUGCUUCAGGGCGAGCUGCACGCGUGCCGAGGUGUCCAUGCAUUCUAGGGACACAAAUGUCUGCAAAAUAAUAAAGUUCUUUGAACCUUCCUUUUACAAGCUCAACCAAUUAUUUCAAGUAAACGAGUAUCUAGCGAGUGUGCAACAACCUGUAAAUAUAUACGACCAUAUAUAUCCACCGAUUGAUCCAAUUACAUUUAAUAUUUCUAUUACACACGAUCUUCUCGCCUAUCCCUCACUAUACACAAUGCCCUCACCUGUUCCUCACUAUACACAAUGCCCUCAUCUGCCCCUCACUAUACACGAUGCCCUCACCUGUCCCUCACUAUACACGAUGCCCUCACAUGCCCCUCACUAUACACGAUGCCCGCACCUGCCCCUCACUAUACACAAUGCCCGCACCUGCCCCUCACUAUACACAAUGCCCGCACCUGCCCCUCACUAUACACGAUGCCCGCACCUGCCCCUCGCUAUACACAAUGCCUGUACCUUCCCCUCACUAUAGAAGAUAUCUCACUAUACACUAUAUAAUCAUACCUGCACAACAUGCAUCGGGUCUCUGAAGUCUGUCAUCGCUUUAGCAACGUCACUCUUCUGAUGCAGGAGGCAGUACAACUUCACAACCUGACUAGCAACAUCCAACCUGAAGAAAUUACAAAUUAUUUUAGUUUUUCAUCAAUGCGAGUGGAAAGGAACAUGGAAUAAUAAAAUUUUUAGAAGUA
Molecule: messenger RNA, 3998 nt
Organism: Hyalella azteca
Lineage: Eukaryota; Metazoa; Arthropoda; Malacostraca; Amphipoda; Hyalellidae
Gene: Dus1
Product: tRNA-dihydrouridine(16/17) synthase [NAD(P)(+)]-like
Exons: 8
Coding region: 924-2915 (663 amino acids)
Biological process (GO): tRNA processing
Molecular function (GO): flavin adenine dinucleotide binding; tRNA dihydrouridine synthase activity
Source: RefSeq, a predicted model, not a curated record